Molecule: messenger RNA, 613 nt
Organism: Populus euphratica (Euphrates poplar)
Lineage: Eukaryota; Viridiplantae; Streptophyta; Magnoliopsida; Malpighiales; Salicaceae
Product: anthranilate synthase alpha subunit 1, chloroplastic-like
Exons: 1
Coding region: 68-442 (124 amino acids)
Biological process (GO): L-tryptophan biosynthetic process
Source: RefSeq, a predicted model, not a curated record
GGGUUGACCCCUAAACCCGGAACCCGGCCCCUUGACUGGGUCAAUCUCCGGACCGGGUUUAAUAACUAUGCUAUCAAGAUGCAAUCUUCCUUUCCCUUCUUCGAAAAUUCUGAUGAUCAUCAUUUCAAUUGUGAUACAGGUAAAGGCAAUGGAAUUGAUUGACCCAAUGGAGGUGUCGAGGCGUGGUCCAUACAAUGGAGGAUUAGGAGGGGUUUCCUACACUGGUGAUCUGGACAUUGCACUGGCUCUUGGGACAAUGGUAUUCCCAACGGGAACUCAAUACAACACAAUACACUCGUAUAAGGAUGCUCAGCUAUGCCGUGAAUGGAUUGCUUACCUUCAAGCUGGUGCUGGUAUGGUUGCAGAGAGUGUACCUGAAGACGUUUCUGGGCUUGCUCGCGCCAUCGACUUGGCUGAGUCAACUUUUGUUAACAAGUCAUGAGGUUUAGUAUCAGGUACAGAUAGAUUUCCAAUACCAGCCGACCUUUUGUAUGUAGCAACCUGCUCUGGAAGCAAGCUAGAGUUGCUUGAGGAAAGGAAGAGAGAGUAAGAAGAAUGCUAGCCAAUUGUAUGUAAAACUUUUCCAAUAUAAUCAAUUUAUCCUUACCAUGCA